Messenger RNA from Mycena indigotica, 1323 nucleotides. Its product is annotated as Protein monoubiquitination-related protein. Bases 1 to 1323 code for a protein of 440 amino acids. Gene Ontology annotation, molecular function: protein binding. The record is from RefSeq and is a predicted model, not a curated record. Lineage: Eukaryota; Fungi; Basidiomycota; Agaricomycetes; Agaricales; Mycenaceae. The transcript is spliced from 7 exons.
AUGCCGGAAAUCGCUGUUGGCGCACAAAUCUUCGACUUGGUUUUCCAUCCCACACAAUCAAUUGUGUACUCUGCGCUACUUUCUGGCCAAGUAAAGGCGUUCAAAUAUGGCGUCAAUUCACACGAAGAGGCUUUCACACUUCGACCGUCGAAAAAAUCAUGUCGAGCAUUGACUCUCACUGAGGACGGCACAAAGCUUUACGCUGCAGGCAAAUCGAAGGCUAUACACACAAUUGACACUGCUUCUGGUCAGCUAGCUGAGACUCGAGCCACAGCGCAUGAAGAUCCUAUAAAUCGCAUCAAGCACGUUAUGCCAUGGCUUAUAGCAAGCGGUGACGAUUCAGGCGUUAUCAAGCUAUGGGACCCUCGGCAACCCACCGAAAUUCGUACCCAUAAACAGCAUUUCGAUUAUAUAUCGGAUUUUUUGUGGCUACCGGACAAGCACCAUCUGCUCGCGACAAGUGGGGAUGGUACGCUCUCGGUCAUGGAUGUUCGCUCGAAAAAGUCCACACCGUUUGCCCAAUCAGAGGACCAGGAGGACGAGCUUCUAGCGGCUACGACUAUUCGAGGCGGGACGAAAAUUGUCGUGGGCACACAACUCGGAAUUCUUUCCAUAUUCAACCGCUCAAGCGGGUAUGGUGAUUGCGUAGAUCGCGUUCCGGGGCAUCCCUCUUCGAUAGAUGCUCUCUGCUCACUUCCUCCCGCUUUCAUCGCCUCUUCUUCGAGUCCUGGCAUGGAAAACACCGUCCUUACUGGGUCGUCUGAUGGUCUAGUUCGCGCAGUCCAAGUGCUGCCCACCAAAUUGGUUGGCGUCGUUGCAGAUCAUGGAGAACUCCCUGUUGAGCGGCUCGCAGUUGGAGGGGGAGGGACAGAUAGCGACACAGCCCAUGAGGAGAUCAAAACGGCCAAUGCUUCAAGAGUUGGCAAGAGCAGAAACAAGAACGAUGAAGAGGACAGUGACGACGAAAGCGAGAACUUGAAAACAACGCCAGGCCGAUGGUGGUUGGGUAGUGCUGGUCACGACGAAGUACUGCGACUUACUGACCUCGAGAACUUCUUCCGCGAUCCUGGCGCGGUCAAUAUCGAGAACGUGAGUGAGGAAGGAGACUCAGACGCGGACGCAGACGCAGACAGUGACGAGGAAGGGGUAGAGGAUACUCAAGAAGCAAAGUCAGAGAGUUCGGACAGUGACGAGUCAGAUACGGAAACUGCUCCACGCAAACGUAAACGCAAACAACCUAAAGACGUUCUGGAGCCAGAGACUAGACGUAAGAAGGGCCGCAACGAACUCGAUGUUCAAGGCACAUUCUUUGACGACCUGUAG